AUGCACGGCUUGUCAAUCAAAACCGUAAAUGAUCUGAUCAGAGCACUGCCUGUUGGAUUUCCUAUCCUGUUCUCCACAGGUGCCAGCUGCACUGCAACAAGUGAGCAAGAGCCUUCAGAACAGCAGCUCCAAAGUACUUCCACUCCAGGCAAUGAAUCCGACAACACCUCGGCCAGUUCAAUUUCUAAGUCCAGAGUUUUCAAGGAUACAACCGGCCGCUUUACUACUUUCAUGAAUCAUCCUGAAAUCAUUCGAAUAAUCGAUGAGUACUUUGGAUAUCUGAGUCUUGCCCAACAUGGAGACUAUCUAAGGAAUAGACAUGAGAUUCAUGAAGUUGUGGCAAUGAAACUGUACUGA
Vittaforma corneae ATCC 50505 is the source of this 357-nucleotide messenger RNA. RefSeq lists its product as uncharacterized. Bases 1 to 357 code for a protein of 118 amino acids. The transcript has a single exon. Lineage: Eukaryota; Fungi; Microsporidia; Nosematidae. The record is from RefSeq and is a predicted model, not a curated record.